This is a messenger RNA of Mirounga angustirostris (Northern elephant seal), 5850 nucleotides long. RefSeq names its product FERM domain containing 4B (gene FRMD4B). The coding region runs from base 1309 to 4041 and encodes 910 amino acids. Gene Ontology annotation, cellular component: bicellular tight junction; cytoskeleton; adherens junction. Gene Ontology annotation, biological process: establishment of epithelial cell polarity. The record is from RefSeq and is a predicted model, not a curated record. Lineage: Eukaryota; Metazoa; Chordata; Mammalia; Carnivora; Phocidae. The transcript is spliced from 21 exons.
AGGUCAGCAGAACUGGCUACAGUUAGAUCACCGAGUUCUUGACCAUGAUCUGCCCAAGAAACCAGGUGCCACCAUCUUGCACUUUGCUGUGAGUGCCGGCCAUCCCCCUGGCCCCCAUCUCCCUUCUCCUGCCUCCCUUCCUGCCUUCUUCUCAAAGCCUGCAUCCCUAUUUUGCUCGUGGAGGAUGGGAGCAGGCUGUUUUGCAGUUUGGAAGGGAAGAAGCAACACUUGGACACUUAAUGGGUUGCCUGGGGCAGAAGACUUCCUUGGACCCCUUUCUGACAGGUCACAGCAAGGUCCUUACCCUCCUGGGCCUCCAGCCCUUCCCUGGGGAUCUCAGAAAGAGCCACACCAUGGGAGUGAGCAACAGGGCAGGUUCCUACAGACUUAUCUGGAGGGCCCUCCCUGGUUCUCCUAGAGAUGCCUGGAAAUUUGGAAGUGAGGGAGCGUCUUUUGGCAGGGAGCACAUAGUGGAAGCAAACUGUGCUUUCCUUGGGGAAUUCUGUCAGACUGCACCCCUCCCAGAGAUGAAAGGAGCAUCUGGGACUCCCACGAGCCCUGCAUAAUAGCUUGGAGAAAGUACAGUAUACUUCAAUUACACUGCUGGCUUCUGCAUGCAUCAUAAAGUGAGACGAUGAGGUAGCCGGGUCAUUACAAGCAAUGAGCAGAGAUCUCCCUGCUCAGAAUGUGGCCUGGGAUCUGAUAGGAAUCUUCUUGGGCCCGCGGCUGCGGUGAGUGCCAGAAAUUACCCGCAAUAACUGACUGAAACCCAGAAGGAGGCCCUCGCUGGACUCCACUCACAAGCUCAGCAUUGUUCAGAAUGCGAAGUCAUUAAGCAAUUCUUGCCCGAUUCCCCGACUUUGAAGAUAUCACGGAGACAUAAGGAAGGCCCUGGAAAACUAAAUAUGCUCAGUUGGCAGAGAACAAGUCAUAACUGGUCAGAAAGACUUUUGUUUCAUGGCAUUUUCCUGUUCUGGGUCAAAUGGACACUUGGGGAGCACUUUGGGUCCAAGAGAGAAAGAGCUUAGGAAGGACACUUGCUAAAGUCUUAAAAAAGCUUCCCGGCUCAGUCACUGCCUUUUAUUAUAGUGCCAUCUAUAGAAGAAGAAGAAGAAUCUAGUAAUAAUGCCCGCCACCCAUUGGCUGCUGAGUGGCAUGCCUCCAGCUAUAUUGAGCACAUUUAAAACAUCUCAUGGCUCUGGGAUGUGGGGCAGGUGAAGCAGGGGAGCACUGAGCAGCCGGACGGCCAGCUCGAGGCCCCAGGAUGAGGCUGUCUCCCCAACUCCAUGGUGUUGACUUUUGGUCACAAUGAAUAAAUGCCCCAAGAAGAAAAUAUUGGCCACCUACCGGUUUUACAUUGAGAGCAUAUCGUUUUUAAAGGAUAAAACCACAGUGGAGCUGUUUUUCCUGAACGCAAAGUCCUGUGUGCACAAGGGGCAAAUCGAAGCGGACAGCGAAACCAUCUUCAAGUUAGCAGCGCUUGUGUUACAGGAAGCCAAAGGGGAUUAUACCAGUGAUGAAAAUGCCAGGAAAGAUUUAAAGACCCUACCAGCCUUUCCAACCAAAACUCUUCAGGAGCAUCCAUCCCUUGCUUACUGUGAGGACAGGGUAAUUGAGCAUUAUUUGAAAAUCAAAGGUCUGACUCGGGGUCAAGCUGUGGUUCAGUAUAUGAAAAUAGUAGAAGCUCUACCCACGUACGGAGUCCAUUAUUAUGCAGUAAAGGAUAAACAAGGACUUCCUUGGUGGCUUGGAAUCAGCUAUAAAGGAAUCGGCCAGUAUGAUUUGCAAGAUAAAGUGAAACCUCGGAAAUUAUUCCAAUGGAAACAGCUGGAGAACCUAUAUUUCCGUGAGAAAAAAUUUGCCGUUGAAGUUCACGAUCCACGGAGGAUUUCUGUGUCAAGAAGAACCUUUGGGCAAAGUGGCCUCUUCGUGCAAACGUGGUAUGCAAACCCUUCUCUCAUCAAGUCCAUCUGGGUAAUGGCAAUUAGUCAGCAUCAGUUUUACUUGGACCGGAAGCAAAGCAAAGCAAAAAUUCCUUCAGCCAGGAGUUUAGACGAUAUUGCGAUGGAUUUGACCGAGACAGGAACACCGAGGGUCUCCAAAAUGGUGACACUGGAGGCCAAAACUCAGUUCAUCAUGGCGAGCAAUGGCAGUUUAAUCUCUUCAGGUUCUCAAGACUCAGAAGUUAGCGAGGAGCAAAAGAGAGAGAAAAUCCUGGAGCUCAAGAAGAAGGAAAAGCUCUUGCAGGAAAAACUCCUGAAAAAAGUCGAGGAGCUUAAGAAGAUCUGUUUGCGGGAGGCUGAGCUCACCGGCAAAAUGCCAAAAGAAUAUCCGCUGAGCGUAGGUGAGAAACCGCCUCAGGUCAGAAGGCGUGUAGGCACUGCGUUCAAAUUGGAUGACAACCUGCUGCCAAGUGAACAGGAUCCUGCUUUGCAAGAACUGGAGAGCAAUUUCCUAAUACAGCAAAAGCUGGUUGAAGCUGCAAAGAAACUUGCCAACGAGCCAGACCUUUGUAAAACUGUGAAGAAAAAACGAAAGCAAGAUUACACAGAUGCAGUGAAAAAGCUUCAGGAGAUUGAAAACGCGAUAAAUGAAUACCGAAUCAGAUGUGGAAAGAAACCCAGCCAGAAAGCAACGGUUAUUUUACCAGAAGACAUAAUCCCAUCAGAGAGCAGCUCCUUGUCUGACACUACCACCUAUGACGAUUCUAAUGACACCUUCGCUCUUGCCGGGCAGCGACCAAGUUCAGUACCUCAUUCUCCAAGAAUUCUUCCCCCCAAGUCUCUCGGUAUUGAGCGAAUCCAUUUCAGAAAGUCGUCCGUCAAUGAACAGUUUGUGGAGACCAGGCAGUCCAGGGAAAUGCUGUCGACACAUGGCAGCCCUUACAAAACCCUGGAGCGGCGGCCCCCGGGCGGACAGAGCAUGCCCACCACCCCAGUUCUGACCCGCAACGCCUACAGCACCAGCCACUUGGAACCCGAAUCUUCAGCCCAGCACUGUCGCCAGCGCAGUGGAAGCCUUGAAUCUCAGUCUCACCUGCUGUCUGAGAUGGACAACGAUAAGCCAUUUUUCUCCCUCUCCAAAUCCCAAAGAAGCAGUAGUACGGAAAUCCUGGAUGAUGGGUCUUCCUACACCAGCCAGUCAAGCACAGAGUAUUACUGCGUGACGCCCGUCGCCGGCCCCUGUUACACUACCCAGACUCUGGACACUCGUGCCAGGGGCCGGAGAAGGUCCAAGAAACAGAGUGUUUCGACUUCAAAUUCAGGAAGCAUGCCCAACCUAGCACAAAAGGAUAGUUUGAGGAAUGGCGUCUACACAAAGAGCCAGGAACAACCUUCUUCUGGUUACUAUAUUGCUGGGUACACACCCUAUCCCGAGUGCGAUCUUUAUUACAGUGGCGGCUACGUCUAUGAGAACGACACGGAAGGACAGUACAGCGUCAAUCCUUCCUACCGGGCCUCGGCCCACUACGGCUAUGAGCGCCAAAGGGACUAUAGCAGGUCCUUUCAUGAGGAUGAGGUCGACCGGGUGCCCCACAACCCAUAUGCAACUCUCCGGCUGCCCAGGAAGGCUGCUGCCAAGUCAGAGCACAUCACCAAAAACAUCCACAAGGCCUUAGUUGCAGAGCACCUGCGUGGCUGGUACCAGCGGGCCUCUGGGCAGAAGGAUCAGGGGCACAGCCCACAGACUAGCUUUGACUCAGACAGGGGAUCGCAGAGGUGCCUGGGGUUUGCGGGGCUGCAAGUACCCUGCUCUCCCAGCAGCCGAACAUCCUCCUACUCUUCCGUAUCUUCUACAAACACUUCUGGAAACUGGAGGAGCCAGAUAGCUGUAGGGCUAUCUGACUACGAGACCCCAGCACAUUCUUCCUACACCAGCUGCUACGGCAACAUCUAUAAUCCUUUGCCCUCCCCGGGAAGACAGUAUCCAGAGAUCAGUCAACUGGACAGCACAGAUGGAAGCCGGUUGGAAGACAGCCUGGAGAGCAGGGAGCAGAAGCUCUUUUGGCAUGAAGAUUCAAAGCCUGGAACAUUAGUCUGAACUGCAGUUGGACCUCUUGACCAAGCACUGCAUUCUCACACUAGUGUGCCUUGCAAAAUGUGUUCGUCUUCCCAGAAAGCUAUCCGGCUUUAGAAAGCUAAAGGCAUCCAAGGUCGGAGAGACCCUGAACGACUUGCCCUUCCGACUCCGGGCACUCACGUGACAGAGCAAGGUGGAGCCAUGGCCACGAAAGGACUCAGCGUUUAUCAUUAGCAAGCACUUUUUAAGGGAAUAAAAGUUGUUGAAGGCAAACCGCAAAACUGUGAAAAGUGCGUUCAGGGUCCCCAACAGGAAAGAAGGACGCGAAAUUUCAGAGCACAAUCCAGAAUGAUGAGGAAAGGGAAACAGAAGCUCCUUAGUCAUUAAUCACCUUCAGAAAGUUUGGGUUUGUGAGCCGGUGAAGAAUAACUUGGCUAUCUCUACCCAGACAUGAACAAUUUAGACAGUAUUGGAAAAUUACUUGAAGAGAAGCUGGAUUUUCAUGAAGUUCUGAAUGACUGUAAAUGUUUUUAGGAUAUUAUAAAGAGUGAUGGUUUUCAUAAGCCCCGUAAAAUGGGUUCUGGAAAGACUUAGCAUCCUGUAAUAUAACUUUAUGGUAGCAGAUUGGGGAAAACAAAGCAGCCCACUGAAUAAUUGACAAACUCUGCUUGGAGAAUGUUCUAAGGUACAAUAUUAUUGGGCUCCUUUUUUUCUUUCUAUACCAAUGGCCUGAUAGGUGAUUAUUCAGGCUGGUAACUCUCCAAUUUGGCUGCCAUUUGAAAUGGCAGCCCUGAUAUGGAAAGUUUUUCUAACCAAGAGUUUGAAAAAGUAUUUUAAGGUCAUACAGAAAGAACCCAAAACAAAAUGAAAUGAAAAAACAAAAGCCACAGCAUUUUCAAUGAAUUGCGUGCCUUAAAAUGGUGAACAUUAGAAAAGUAAGCAUAUUGUCCAGAUUCCACGGGGGGUUCUAAGUCACCAAAUGACAAAAAACAAGAUUAAUCAUUAAAAAACAAAACAAACAAAAACAAAAACAAAAAAACUCCAAGCUGCAGUAGAUUUAAUUAUGAGGCUAAAACUACCUCAUACUUUACUCGGAAGAACUAAUUAGCUAUGGUUUAUUGUAGUGUUUUUAAAAAAAACAAAAACAAAUAUUUCCAUAUUCCAGAUUGCUCUUUUUUGUCAUCUUCACUUUGCUUCAAUAGUCCAUAAAAGGUGCUCCCUUCCCCCCCUUUUAUACAGGUUUCAUGUUCAUAUUGUGAAUAGAGAAGUUUCUGAACAACUUUUUUGGAACAUUUUCUAUCUAUAUUCCAAAGCAUGUAAUAUAUACAUAAAAAUGCUUUGUUAAACUGGUCCUUAGUCAUUUGUAUCAUUAAAUAUGAAGUUUGGGAGAAAAAUUUGGAACAAAAAAGAAGACAUGCAAAAAAUAAUAAGUUAUUCCUUUUUGCAUACUUGUAUAGCCUCCUAGAAACAGAAAUACCCUUUUGCAUAUUCUUUUACUGUUCUGACUUUUUAAGACCUAUUAUUUUUUUACAUAGGUCAAUAAACUGAGGUGUGCUACUGAAAAUGUUUACGUAUUCUUCCAUUACAUUCAGGGUUCAGACAAAGCAGUUUAAAGUGCUCUACUUCAAGUAAUCAUGUUGGACAAGAUUGCGGAUUUUUUGUUCUAGUAUUAGCAUAUUUUAUUGAUGCCAAGAUGCACAUUUUUUCAUAUUUACAUCUUUGAAAUCAGGAUGCAUCUUUUGAUGGAUGGCAUGCUCUCAAUGAACUGGCAGUGUUUUUUUCUUUCUUAGUGCUACAUAAAAUAAUGCUGUGUCCUACAAUAAAGUUGUC